This is a messenger RNA of Dipodomys spectabilis (banner-tailed kangaroo rat), 3547 nucleotides long. It is a transcript of the gene Slc35d1, whose product is annotated as solute carrier family 35 member D1. The transcript has 12 exons. Gene Ontology annotation, cellular component: Golgi apparatus. NCBI's taxonomy places the organism in Eukaryota, Metazoa, Chordata, Mammalia, Rodentia, Heteromyidae. Gene Ontology annotation, molecular function: antiporter activity; GDP-fucose transmembrane transporter activity. The coding region runs from base 160 to 1227 and encodes 355 amino acids. The record is from RefSeq and is a predicted model, not a curated record.
GGGGACGGGCAGCGGCCUUGCGGGGAGCCGAGGGCGCGAUCGCAGCCGGAGAAGCCGCAAGUGCCCGCGCCGCCCGCUCGCCGCGCUCAGCCCGCGGUCCCCACGCCGCCCCCCGCCCCCCGCGCCCGGGCCCGCGCCGCCGCCGCCGCCGCCGCCGCCAUGGCGGAAGUCCACAGACGUCAGCAGGCCCGGGUGAAAGGAGAAGCCCCCGCCGAGUCCUCCGCACACCGCGAUGCGGAGCCGCUGGGGAUGGCGCCGGCCGAAACGCUGACGCUCUUCCUGAAGCUGCUGGCCGCCGGCUUCUACGGCGUGAGCUCCUUCCUCAUCGUGGUGGUGAACAAGAGCGUGCUCACCAACUACAGAUUUCCCUCCUCGCUCUGUGUUGGACUUGGCCAGAUGGUGGCCACAGUAGCGGUUCUCUGGGUGGGAAAGGCACUCAGAAUAGUCAAGUUUCCUGACUUUGACAGAAAUGUACCUCGAAAGACGUUUCCACUACCUCUACUAUAUUUUGGGAACCAAAUCACGGGACUGUUCAGCACAAAGAAACUGAACUUGCCCAUGUUUACAGUUCUGAGAAGGUUCUCCAUCCUGUUUACAAUGUUUGCUGAAGGAGUUUUACUCAAGAAGACUUUUUCUUGGGGUAUUAAAAUGACUGUAUUUGCAAUGAUUAUUGGAGCCUUUGUAGCUGCCAGCUCUGACUUGGCAUUUGAUCUGGAAGGAUAUGUUUUUAUUCUGAUAAAUGAUGUUCUCACAGCAGCAAAUGGUGCAUACGUGAAACAAAAAUUAGAUUCAAAAGAGCUGGGAAAAUAUGGUCUGCUGUAUUAUAAUGCACUGUUUAUGAUUCUGCCCACCUUGGCCAUUGCAUAUUUCACAGGAGAUGCACAAAAGGCAAUGGAGUUUGAAGGCUGGGCGGAUACCCUUUUCCUUUUGCAGUUCACCCUCUCCUGUGUGAUGGGGUUUAUCUUGAUGUAUGCAACAGUACUCUGCACGCAGUAUAAUUCUGCUCUUACAACUACAAUAGUUGGCUGUAUUAAGAAUAUAUUAAUAACUUACAUUGGAAUGGUCUUUGGUGGAGAUUAUAUUUUCACAUGGACAAAUUUCAUUGGCUUGAAUAUCAGCAUUGCUGGCAGCCUGGUGUAUUCUUACAUCACAUUCACUGAAGAGCAGCUGAGCAAACAGUCAGAGGCCAGUAACAAGCUGGACGUUAAGGGAAAAGGAGCAGUAUGAACAGGGCUGCUCCAGGACCUACCCCAGCUUCCCAUGGCUCAGAACACUGGCACUUCCCACGCAGAUAAUGAGAUGUCAUGAUUCCACGGGAGAGACUGUUCCUUUGCACUUGUACAAUCCGAGGAUUGAUUGCUGCCUUUUAAAAUUUUAUCAGAGAAACUGACUCUAUUUUAAGUAUUUUUUGUUGGAAUUAAUUUAUACCAGACUAGAAAAUGUACUGGGCCUUUUAAUUUAUUUGUGUUCUGUUCUGACAGUGUAACAUCAAGUGUUUUGAAGAUACUUUCUUCAGUAGUUUGAUAACGAGGUGUCCCUGAGAGCUGCAUAGAUAAUAUCUUCUAACUGGAGCCUUCUCCUUGCCACUGUGCCUGAAGACAGUUUAGCCCCUUCUCCAAAUGCAGCUGAGCAGCUGACAUUUCUCUUUUCUCUUCGUAAAGUCAUCACUGCAUUUGCCAAAGACAAAAUCCAUUUUGGCACACUCAUGCACAUGGACACACACACACACAGUCCAUGAGGUUUUUAAGAGCAUUGCUUUCCUGAGAACUUGGGGAUGAGCAGAGAGCAUUCUCUCCUCUGUGAUGUAGGCGGGAUAAUGAAGGGACAGAUGGCCUUUUACUCAUUUAUUCAUUGGAUACGUUCAUUCACCUGAGGCUUGCCAGUGCUGAGUGCUAGGAAUACUGUUGUUUUUAGGGAGAUGGCUGAAAAUCUCACUUGAGCCUCAGGGAUUGAAGGGAGGAUGAGAACUUGGUUCUCUUCAUCCAUUCAGGCAACAUUUAGGACUAAGACCUGCAAGGCUUAGGAGUGAGUGUUGUUUGUGCAGGCUAGUUGUUGCAUCUCUGCUGGAGCUGGCUACCUUUGCACUAAUGCACACACUAGCUUCUGUUUUGUUGGGUUUGGAAGCCAUUGGGCUAUGUGGACCCAAACAAUUUUGGUUUCUCAACAGGUGACCCAGGAAUAUUUUGAUUUCUUUUUCUGCUGGAGAAAUUUAAUAUUUGUAAGUAUAACUUGCAAGUAGGUAUUUAAAAAGAUGGGUUUGCAAGUUGCCUGUAGUCCUCGGGAUGAGGAAUCCACUGGAGGUUUGGUCAGUGGGACUGAGGCAGAUUCUUCAUAGGCAGUGUUUCUUCUUUUAGAUUGGAAGAGGACCUUGGACUCAAAGUCCUGCCUUUGCUUUCCUGAUUGUAACCUUGUCAUUGAAUGAGGACUUCAGGAGUCCCUGUUGUAUGCAAGCAUUUUGGGAUGCAGUUCUUGCUCAAGGAGUAUAUUCGACCCUCAUUGAGAAGGAAAUGGGCAAAGGAAGCCAGUGAUUUGUGAACAGAAAUUCAGUGAACAGUAUUCAGGGCCAUCCAGUCUAGAGUACACUACCCCAGAGUAAAGCAGUGCUCAAUUGCAGAUGACUUUAUUUUACAUAUUGUUAGCUGGAGAACUAACAAUAUGAUAAGCAGAACAGUGACUAGCCUCUGAUCUUCCUCCCCUACAACAUUAUUUUCCAUAACUGUGCAGUACUGUUCACCUGAGAUUGGCCAUAACCAACUUCUCCUUUGCGAAAGGAAAGUAUUCAGGAUGAAGGAGACUGUGACUGUACAAGUAAUUAGCAUGGUGCUUAGUACAAAGCAGAUACUUGGUAAACAAAGCUACUGUGGUUGUUACAAGAUUCUCAAUGUAUUUCCUGAAAAGCCUGGCCCUGUACCCCAUUGCUCCUAGAGUGCUUGGCAGGCAGUAUUCUACACUUGGUUUUCUUUCUAUAAAACCUGAUUGUAAUGGGCACCAUUGUGUGAUGCAGGCAAUUCUACUCAUUUGGUAAAAAGAACAAUAUUACUUCAUAAUGCUGGUGUGUAUUGCAAAGAAGGAAGACUUCCUGUCUCAAUUGUAUUUCAUAAUGGCAAUUCACUUUAAAAAAUGUUUUCACUGUCAUCUUGGAUACAGAAUUCUGCUUGUUGCCUUCGCCUUCUAGCUAGUCACAUUAGGAUCUCAGUUUCUGGCACCAUCUAAGUCUGGCUUCUAGUGCUGUUAGGGUGCUACUCUGGUAUGAGGAGAUACUCUUGCACUGUUUUUUUUUUUAAGCUUUAUUUUGAAAAUAUCUUUUUAAAAGAAAUCUACUGGUUAGAUUUACUGUCUCACAAAAAUGUUUUUUAGAGAUUAUUUUAAAUGGUUUUGGCAAUUUUGGUCUACAAAUGUCUUCUCAUGAUAUUUUUUCAACAUAGAUUCUAUUUACCAAUUUUAAAAGGUACUGAGGAUUGAGGUAUGUAAAGAAGAUGACAUAAACGUGAAAAUUAUGUGCCUACAUAUUUUUGUAAUGAUGUCAAAUAAAUACUUUUUCUUGAAA